This is a messenger RNA of Phalaenopsis equestris, 462 nucleotides long. RefSeq lists its product as uncharacterized. The annotation marks the transcript as partial. NCBI's taxonomy places the organism in Eukaryota, Viridiplantae, Streptophyta, Magnoliopsida, Asparagales, Orchidaceae. The record is from RefSeq and is a predicted model, not a curated record. The transcript is spliced from 3 exons.
UCUACUUAUAAUAACCGGGAAGAUGAAAACCAUAGAUUGUGCCGUUCAGCUCAUGCCUAUCCGCAGCAUCACUCUGAAGAGUCGUUUGAAGCUGAAGUUGAUUCACUUCCCUUGUCUUAUGGUGAGAGCAUGAAUGAGGUCAAUUUGAAUGGAAACUUGGAAAUGGCCUACAAUAAACGCUAUUACACUGGUGCCCUAAAUGUUCAGCUAGAGCCAGUUGAGAGUUCAUUUCAGAAAUUGAGUUAUCAUGAAGAAUUUUCUCAUACGAAUUCUAACUCGGAACCAUUGUUUGGUAUUCAUGGAGAGGAGAGAAAUGAAUUUACUAAUGUUUAUCAUGACUAUCAAAGACAAGUUUACCAUCAGCCAAGCAAUUUUGAGCUUGAACCCUACAAACCAACUUGGGCUCGGUAUUCUGGAAACUACAGGAUCUCUGAAGAAGAUGUAUAUUCUGGUUCCCAACCU